AUGCCCUAUUCCUCAAAUACAAAAGUUGUGAUUAUAGGUUCGGGAGUUUUUGGACUUUCAAGCGCCUACCAUCUUGUCAAGAAUGGGUACAAGAACGUUGAGAUAUUUGAUAGGACUGAUUAUGAGGAAACAAAGUAUUAUCCAUUGAAGGGGUCUGAUGCUGCCAGUGGAGAUAUUAAUAAGUUUUUCCGUAUUUAUUACGAAAACAAGACGCUUUACUCCAAAUUAGCCAUUGAAGCUCUUGAGACUUGGGAGGCAUGGAACAAAGAUAUCUGGAAUCUUUCUCCGGAAGAGAAAGCAAGAUUCAUUGAUGAGGACUUGGAAUUAGUGAGACUUACGGGUGGAUUGAGAAUUGGCGAUGCACCGGAACUCCCCGAUGUGGAGAGAUCCAACUUGAAGGGCUUUGAGGAACUUGGCUUAAGAGCAACCCAGUUCGAUUUAAACGAUGAGAACGAUAUUUUGCGAGCAAAAUUAACUGGUAAUGAUAGGAAGCUUGAAGUUGUGAGGGACUUAUUGAGUCGUCAAAAAACAGCACAUAUUUCUGGAACAUUCGAUAGCAUUGGUAGAAUGCUUAAAGCAGACAAGGCUUGCUUCUACGUAAAAAUUUUGCUAGAGAAAGCUGGAGUAAAGUUCCACUAUGGAAAUGAAGGAACUUUUAAGGGUCUUGUUCAGGAAGGUUCAAAAGUUACUGGGAUAGAGACUGCCGACAGCAAGAUCCAUUUGGCGGAUUUGGUCAUAGCUAGUGCUGGCUCUUGGACAACUUCCUUAGUCACUCAGUUGAGAAAUCGAACCCAAGCGUCUCUUGCCAACAUUAUUUAUAUUCAGAUCCCAAAAGAUCGCCAGGAUUUGAUAGACAAGUACUCUAAUUAUCCUCAUAUCCAGUGGAAAACGACAUCAAGUGAGAAUGAUCGGAAUCAAAACCAUGAAAAUGGAGAAGGUGGGUUUGCUUUUUUUCCUCCAACGAGAACAGAAGGAAUUUUGAAGCUCAAUACAAGACAAAUCAAGUUCUUGAAUCCAAUUAGGAUCGGGGACAAUUAUAUCUCUGUUCCCAAAACACUUGGGUCUGAAAGAUUACCAAAAUCAGUAAUUCAAGAAGCAAAGGAUAUAUUGCUUGCCAUCGCUCCAGAUCUUGCUCGGGUUGAAAACAUCAAACUUCAAUCAAAGUUGUUCUGGUAUACAGAUGCCAUCAAUAGUGAUUUCAUUAUUGAUUUUGUGCCCAACUUGCAAAACUUUAUCGUUGCGACUGGUGGAUCUGCGCAUGCAUUCAAGUUCCUACCAGUUUUAGGAAAAACUGUUGUGGACAGACUUCAGGGGAAAAUUAAUGAUUAUACUGACUUGUUCAGAUGGAAAAAUCCUGACGAUAUUCUAGUGGAUAACUAUGGAUUGAAGAAUGACCACAUCGAGAGAGAUGAAAGACGAAAAUUUGAUAAUGCUGUUCUUUUAGAUGAGACAGAUCUUGGGUUUACUGGAGAUGAUUUAAAGAAAUUAGAUACAAUCAAGUUGGCAUGA
Messenger RNA from Sungouiella intermedia, 1509 nucleotides. Lineage: Eukaryota; Fungi; Ascomycota; Pichiomycetes; Serinales; Metschnikowiaceae. The record is from the annotation of a GenBank genome assembly.